Molecule: messenger RNA, 4476 nt
Organism: Thamnophis sirtalis
Lineage: Eukaryota; Metazoa; Chordata; Lepidosauria; Squamata; Natricidae
Source: RefSeq, a predicted model, not a curated record
GCUUCACUGACCAAGCUGAUGGAGACUCUUGGCCAGGCAGAGCCCUAUUUUGUCAAAUGCAUUCGCUCCAAUGCUGAGAAGCUCCCCUUGAGGUUCAAUGAUAACUUGGUGCUUAGACAGCUGCGGUACACAGGAAUGCUUGAGACAGUGCGCAUUCGACAGUCCGGAUAUAGCUGUAAAUAUUCUUUCCAGGAUUUUGUAGACCACUUCCAUGUACUUCUCCCACGAGGCACUGUCCCAUCUAAGCAGAAUAUCGAAGGCUUCUUCAAAAAGACAAAGACCAACUCAGAUAGUUUCCAAGUUGGGCGAACCACGGUGUUCAUGAAGGAACAGGGACGACAGCUUUUACAAAGACUGCUGCAUGAGGAGGUCUUGCAAAGGAUUAUCUUAUUGCAGAGCUGGUUCCAGACGAUGCUGUACAGGAGGCAGUUCCUGAGCAUGAGGCAGGCUGCUGUCAUCAUACAGCGUUGUUGGCGUCAUUACCAGAGAAGGAAGGAAGCUGAAACAGAGGCAGAGUCCCUGAACCAUUCAGCCUUUUUAGAGCGAGCUGUUGUGGUCCUUCAGGCAUACUGGCGAGGUUACAUGGCCCGGCGAAGAUUCCAUCAGAUGCGGAUUGCAGGCUUCAUCAUCCAGAGCUCUUGGCGGGACUGCCUAAGACGUCGGCAUGCCGCGGCAACCUCUAUCCAGGCGCACUGGCGGAGCUACCGCACGAGGACUCUCUACAGGGCCAAGAGAAACAAAAUCAUUUUGUUGCAAGCAGCCUAUAGAGGCUACAAAGCACGGCAGAGGUUUACCACAUUAAGAGAGCAGCGGUUGAGUGGAGCAUCACUAAAGAAUAGACUAACAAGUAAAGAUGAUAAAUUAAUACUAGGGUAUAACUCAGGUGUUAAGGAUUCAGACCCUUCUGAAUGGGAAGAGAAUUCAAUGGAAAACAGAGUGAAAGCUGUCGAAGACUACACAUCGGCUACAGACAAUAGAAUAGACCCAUCAAAUUCCUUUCACAAGCAUCACGAGAGGGCCAACAGCCAGAGCGGAAUGAGCAUGGAAGAGGAAGUUCUUGUCAGAGAAAGACCAAAGUCCCUGGAAGACCUCAACCCCAAAAAAGGAGUCCGUGCAAAGCGAGAGAGCCGGCGCAUGCGUGAACUGGAACAAGCCAUUUUUAGCUUGGAGUUGCUGAAGGUCCGAUCCACCAGCGGAACCUCGCCAUCCGAGGAGCACCAGUUGUCCCCUGACUUCGCUUCUGAAGGGAUGCCCUCUCCUCGAAGAACUCCGGAGAACAAAAGCUCUCGCAGAAGUCUAGAGAACCUAAGCCGGGACCUCCUCUCGUCUCCGGAUCACAACGUACAUCCCAGAGAAUCACUACACGGUAGUCCGAGAUUUGAUGACGACGAUGGUGAUGAUGAAGACAUCUCCAAAUUUGCUGCUGCUACUGUAAAUAAAACUAUGACCGAGAGAAAGAGGUCAAUCUCAAGUUCUGAAUUACUUGACUGUCUUGCUGUUAAAGAGCGGCCGUCGGUUUGUGACUCGUACGACAUCGUCUCCAACAAGCAUCCAAGGGAAUCAUUAAUUUCUAGUAGUUUGCCUACAUUUUAUCUUCCGCCACAGGACAAGUUGAAAGUUGACCAUUCAGUGAGGGACAAUAAUCUAAGAAACAAACAAAUGGAAAUGGGGAGCAAUUUUUAUUUCCCAGACACCAGAAAACAUCCUCAACUGGAAAGGAUCACACAGAGCACAUCCUUACACCACGAUGGUCAAACGUCCGGCAGUGGAGAACUCCCAGCUGCUACAGCUACAGAAAUGCAUCUCUUGGAGACGGUUAUCGAAAAGUUGGAGAAGUUAAAUGUUGAGAAAGAAGAACGCCGGAAACGAAAACAGAUGCAGAACGAAAAAGAGAUGAUGGAGCAAAUACGGCAGCAGACCGAAAUUUUAGAGAAGCAGCAUAAAGUUUUUGAAGAGCUUCAGAGACAAGAGAGUGAACAGAAUAGGAUUCGGGACUCCUGCCAUGGGACCCCUCUCACCUCACCAAAGAAAAUGGACAGAGCCCCGCCUCUACUCAUCGCCCAUCCUCAAGUCAAGGAAGGAGAUCUAAGGCUUGCAACGAAUGCAGGCGCCACCUCAUCGGUGGUCCUUAAAUCUCCUACUGGCCCCAAAAAAGGAAGUCCUCCUAUUCGCCAGCCAGUCCUGAAAGAAAAAAACCCAGAGAAAAAGGACAGCCAGGCUCCAGUCAUCCUGAAGUCUGUUGGAACAGAUUGGUUGAAUUUGCAAAUGGGUGCCGAGUCUCGGGAAAGUGUCAGCAAUCUACCUGCGAGGGAAAAACGGUUCAGACUGCCUCGAAUCCCUAGCCAAGGCAAGGAAAGCUCUUCUAAGGAAACUAGAAUGGGUUCCCUUUUCUUUACACCAAAGGAUGCUCAUUUGGGCAAUACCUUGGAUAAAGGAUCUUCAGCACCUCCAUCUCUUCCAAAGGAAGAACAGAAAAAGCCACUGAAACUUCCCAGAACAGAUAGAGGAGAGCAGGUUGCUCGGCCCGUCCAUAGAAAGAAAGCCCGCAUGGCACGGACACGCUCCAAUUUCUUGACUAGAGGUGCUUUUGCUGAUUGGGAGGGGGAUACAGAGGAAGAGGAUUGUGAUGACAAUCUUGAGUUCCUUCUCUCCUUUGAGCAUCCACCUCACCUUGAGCCCGGUUGCGCAGUCAGGCUCGGGCAGCCCUGUCAUAGUGACUCUGAAAUGAUGCUACAACGUUCUGCAUCCAACGAAGCAAAGCUUCACAAAACAAUGUCUCAAGGAGAGAUUGGACAGCUGCCAGUUGCCCAGAAGAUCGUAGCCGUGGACAGAAGACCUCAAAGAGCCAAGAUGAGAUUUUGGGGGAAAGGAAGGCAGGGAGAGAAGAAGAUAAACAGGGAGAAGCUUGCGACCCAGUCAGAGCUGCUGGAACUGUAUCCUGACCAAGAUGCCCCAGGAAGAGACACGAUUCCAGGUCUACAGCUUGAAGAAGAGCUGAGCCCUCCAAGGAGUCCCGAACUGUCGGGCAUCUAUCGAAGGGAAUGUAAGGAAAACAAAGAGCCAUCUCCAAAGGUCAAGCGAAAACGCAGCCUGAAAAUUAGCAACGUAACGAUGGAACCUGCACAAUGGCAGAACGAUGCCCUUCAGAUCAUAACAAGUGUCAGUGACUUGAAAAGCAUGGACGAGUUCCUCUUGAAAAAGGUGCAAAUACGCUUGCCACCGAAAGUGCUGCCAGAAGACCACGACAAAAUGCUCCAAAAAGUAUGACCCAGAGCUUUCUUCACGCCAGUUUGGAGUCGAACUCUCUCGCCUGACCAGCGAAGAACGGAUUGUGCCAAUAGUGUUUGAGAAGCUCACCAGCUACAUAGAAAUGCAUGCUUUGUAUACGGAGGGCAUUUACCGGAAAUCUGGAUCAACAAAUAAGAUCAAAGAGUUACGGCAGGGCCUUGACACAGAUAUCGAACGAGUGAAUCUCGAUGACUACAGCAUCCAUGUCAUUGCCAGUGUGUUCAAGCAAUGGCUGAGGGAUUUGCCUAACCCUCUCAUGACAUUUGAACUCUAUGAAGAAUUUUUGCGAGCCAUGGGUUUGCAAGAGAGGAAAGAGGCCAUCCGUGGUGUUUACUCAGUCAUUGAUCAACUUUCCCGAACUCACCUUAAUACCUUGGAACGUCUGAUCUUUCACCUUGUCAGGAUUGCUCUACAAGAAGAAACGAAUCGAAUGUCGGCUAAUGCUCUGGCCAUUGUCUUUGCUCCCUGUAUCCUCCGUUGUCCAGACACCACUGACCCUCUGCAGAGCGCUCAGGAUGUCAGCAAAACCAUCAGUUGCAUAGAGUUGAUUGUUGUAGAACAGAUGAACAAAUACCGAGCCCGUCUGAAGGAUAUCAGCAGCCUGGAGUUUGCAGAGAACAAAGCCAAGAGCCGGCUGUCCUUGAUCCGCAGGUCCAUGAAGCCUGUACUAAUUGCCGUUAGAUUUAUGAGCAUAACCCGCAGUUCGAUCCCGGUAUGUAUCCGAAUUGCAACGCACUGAUCUGACGCCAUACGUAACUCGCCAUCCAUCCCAGUGCUUCUGCAUGCUCCAUGGCCAUGGCCCAUAUUUCAUAACUGUGCGUGAUAUGUGUGUGUGUGUGUGUGUUUAUUUCCAACUCUUCAGGUGCCGUCCACGUCUCACAAAAAUAAAAGGGCAUCAAAAGGCAAUGCAUAUAAGGCCAUUUUCAUUCUAGACAGAUUAGGAGGAAGACAAGAAGCCAUGUAAGAUAGAAGAGAGUCCAUUUGGACAUGGGUUUCUGCAAUGUUUGGCACAGGAAAUGUCUUUAGAAAAGAAUAUUUGCUGUGUUGUGUCGUCGUCUCCCCCACACACACACACUAUAGUAAAGAAGUAGGAACGUUGGAAGAAGUGCCUAUAGUAAAGUAGGGAUGUGGUGGCUCAGUGGCUAAGACGCUGAGCUUGUCAAUCAGAAAGGUCAGCAGUUCGAAUCC